AUAAAUAAACAAUAAUUUAACAAUAAAUAUGUAUGAAGAUUCGAUUUCUAUUUAAUAAAAUAUCCAGUUAUUAUAGAAAUACACAAUGACCACUAGAUUAAUGUCAAUUCUUGCAGAUCAGCUAGUCAGUCACCCUGUGAUUAAGAAAGAUACGAUAAAAAGAUUAACAAACUUUCACUUAACUUAUAAACACACAGAACACAUCUAUGUGGUGAACUUAUUUCCAAGUGAUAGUACAGUAAUUUCCGAGCAAGCAAAGAAGGAAAGGGAAUCGGAAUCAUUAUUAUUUGAAGUUGACAGAAACCUUGUUAUAAAAACUGUGCUUGAUGGUAUCAAACAAAAAGAGAAUGUAGUACCAGAAAAUCCAAAAAGGAUUGUGAUCGAUUACAGUUCACCAAAUGUAGCAAAACCUUUCCACGUCGGUCAUUUAAGAUCUACUAUAAUCGGUAAUUUUAUUGCAAAUAUAAACACGCAUUUCCAUAAUAAAGUAUUUAAAUUAAAUUACUUAGGUGAUUGGGGGACGCAGUUUGGGUUAUUGCAAUAUGGGCUCAAAGCUAGAAAUAUUACUGUAGAUCAAUUAAAAAAUAACUCUUUUAGCACUUUAUACAAUGUGUAUGUUGAAGCAAAUAAAUUAGCAGCUACUGAUGAAAAAGUACAAAGCGAGGCUAAAAAAUAUUUCACCGAUAUUGAACAGGGAAAUGCAGAUUUGGAAACUUGGAGAUGUAUAAGAGAUAUAACAGUUAAAGAAUUGCAAAAUGUUUAUCAAAGACUUGGUAUAACAUUUGAUCAUUAUGAGUGGGAGUCUGAUUACAAUGGAGGUGCUAUUAAAGAUUUAAUGCAAUUAUUAGAAAAACAUAAAAUUAUAACAACUCAUGAGUCCGGGAAGAAGGUUGCCACAGUAAAUGAUAGAGAAGUAACAGUACUGAAAAGUGACAACUCCACAUUGUAUUUAUCAAGAGAUAUUGCUGCUUUACUAAGUAGAUAUGAAAUAUAUAAAUAUGAUGAAAUGCUGUAUGUUGUUGACAAUGCGCAAACGGAUCAUUUUAAUGUCCUUUUUGAAAUUGUUAAAAAAUUUAACACUGAAUGUGUGACGGGCUGCAGACACAUCAAAUUUGGAAGAAUAAAAGGGAUGAGUACAAGAAAAGGAAAUGUAAUAUUUCUAAAUGAUAUAUUGGAUGAGGCAAAAGCAAAAAUGCAUGAAAAACAAUUGCAAUCAAAAAAUACAAGAUCAUCAGCGAUGAAUGAAGAAACAUGUGAUAUACUAGGCACUACAGCAGUAAUAAUCAAUGAUUUAAAGCAGAAAAGACAGAAAGAUUAUGUAUUUGACUGGGAUAGAGCACUUCAAAGUGAGGGGGACAGUGGUGUAAAGCUCCAAUACCUUCAUUGUAGAUUAUGGAGCUUAGAGAAAAAUUCAGGAGUUGGUCUUCCAGAUUUUUGUGACCCAGGGUACUUAGAAGAAGAAAUUAUUGGUGAAGUGGUUGCAGAGUUAGCAAAAUUUGACAAUAUUUUACACAGAGCCUAUACAGAAAAUGAAGCAUGUAUUCUUGUCAACUAUCUUUUUAGACUAUCUCGUUAUGUUAACAGAAUGUUCAAUGAAGUUAGAGUUAAAGGUGCCAGUAAUGAUGUAGCUUCGCAGAGACUUCUUGUAUUCUUUGCUGUGAGGCAAGUUGUAAAUACUGCUCUUAAAAUAUUGGGAGUGAAACCUCUAAAUGAAAUGUAAAUAAAUAAUAAUUUAUUCCAUGUA
Messenger RNA from Colias croceus (clouded yellow), 1744 nucleotides. It is a transcript of the gene ArgRS-m, whose product is annotated as probable arginine--tRNA ligase, mitochondrial. The coding region runs from base 86 to 1720 and encodes 544 amino acids. The record is from RefSeq and is a predicted model, not a curated record. Gene Ontology annotation, biological process: arginyl-tRNA aminoacylation; mitochondrial translation. Gene Ontology annotation, cellular component: mitochondrion. Gene Ontology annotation, molecular function: ATP binding; arginine-tRNA ligase activity. The transcript has 3 exons. NCBI's taxonomy places the organism in Eukaryota, Metazoa, Arthropoda, Insecta, Lepidoptera, Pieridae.